GUAAAAACAAAUUGCCACCCAUUUAAAGAGUCGGUGUAUGUUUCUCAAAACAGUCGCUUUAGCCUAAUAAAUAAGAGCUCUUUCGAGCUCUCGACUCCUCGAGAACUACGAUUCUUGUUAGACCCAUUUACCCUUUUUCUUUUAUUUUUCAGAUUUUCAAUUCUCAAUUUUCCCAACAAAUUUCACCCACUCACCCUCUUUAUAAACCCUAAUCUCUCCUUAUAUUUUUUGUAAUUUCAAUUCAAUGGAAACCCAAUUAUUUAUUUUCUUAUUACUCUUCUUCACCAUCUACCUUAUCGCUUACUUUCGUGUUUUCCGUAACUGGGCCCCGAAGAUCCGACCCGAAGCAUCCAGUUGCCUCAUCUCUUUCUUCCACGGUACUCCCGCUGUUUUUUUAGCCUUAAUCGCUAUACUUGGUGACAAAUCCCGCGGGUUCUCUUCUCCAAAUACUAAAACCCAGAAUCUAGUUCUCGAGUUUAGCAUUGCCUACUUCAUUGCCGAUCUUGUUCACUACCUUGUCUUCUUCCCUCACGAUGUUCUCUUCAUUGGCCACCACUUGGCCACUCUCUUUGUCUUUGUAACCUGCAGGUACUUGGUCGCUCACGGCGCGUUUGCUAUUCUCAGUUUGUUGAUUCUGGCGGAGGUGACGAGCGCGUGCCAGAACACGUGGACUUUGGCGAGCGCCAGGCGGCAUGACGUGGAGUUGGCGGGUAAAGUUUACCGUACAUUGUCGCCGCCGUUUUACGCGUUUUAUAGCGUGGUUAGAGGGGUUUUCGGGCCGUUAUUUGUUUAUGAAAUGUGUGUGUCGUUUAUGAGUGGGGCGGCUGAUAAUGUAAUUCCUAAAUGGAUUUGGAUUUCUUGGAUGGUUGUGAUUGUUUCAGCUAUUUCUGUUAGUAUUUUGUGGAUUAUGGGUCUGUGGGUUCAGUUGUAUAGAGAAAGGAUAGGUUUGGAUAAGAAAAUUUUAUAGAUAUAUUCAACUUUUAUUUAUUACAUUUAUAUAUAAAGGAAAUUAUCGUUAUUUA
Pistacia vera is the source of this 1022-nucleotide messenger RNA. RefSeq names its product TLC domain-containing protein At5g14285. NCBI's taxonomy places the organism in Eukaryota, Viridiplantae, Streptophyta, Magnoliopsida, Sapindales, Anacardiaceae. Bases 245 to 967 code for a protein of 240 amino acids. Gene Ontology annotation, cellular component: membrane. The record is from RefSeq and is a predicted model, not a curated record. The transcript has a single exon.